Molecule: messenger RNA, 4196 nt
Organism: Anopheles coustani
Lineage: Eukaryota; Metazoa; Arthropoda; Insecta; Diptera; Culicidae
Exons: 2
Biological process (GO): DNA integration
Molecular function (GO): nucleic acid binding
Source: RefSeq, a predicted model, not a curated record
AUGGCUGAGACAAAAGUGUUACAAGCGAAGCAGGCUAAGCUUCAGUCGUCGAUUGUAGGAAUGCAACGAGUGCAGCUAUUCGUCGAUUCUUACACUGCGGACCAAAGCAACCAAGCCGAGCAUCGCCUUCAAAGGUUUGAAGCAUUCUUUGAGUCGUAUACUCAAAGCUUCGACGACAUCCUCGAGCUAGGGGUUUCACCCGAAACCAUCGCAUCGCUCGAGAACAUCCGGACGCAAGUAGAGGAGCUCUACUGCGUAACCAAAGGAAAGCUCAUGGACAUACUGAGCGAAUCUAUGAAGAUAACGGUGAAACAGGAGGCAGCUACCACAUCAUCGCUUGCCGCGGUAAAGCUGCCAACCAUUUCUCUGCCGAGCUUCAACGGAGAUUAUGACACUUGGCUCACGUUCCACGACACGUUCGAGUCCCUGGUGCAUAAAUCGAAGGAACUAUCGGCAAUCCAAAAGUUCCACUACCUUCGCGCCGCGCUGGAAGGAGAAGCCGCUAGCCAAAUCCAGGUGCUAAGCAUCACGUCGGAGAACUACGACAUCGCCUGGACGACACUGGUUGAGCGGUACUCCAACAAAGUUCUUCUGAGGAAGAAACAAGUGCGCUCCCUUUUGGGCUUGCCAAAAAUUACAAAGGGAAGCGUUCAAGCCCUACGCAACAUCGUCGACAAGUUUGUGCUACACCUGCAAGUGCUGCAACAGCUCGGUGAACCGAUUGACCCGAACAGCACAAUCAUCGUAGGCCUGCUAGCAGACAAGCUCGACGAUGCUACAGUAACUGCUUGGGAAGAAUCGCUCGAGCCCAAACAGCAGCCCACCUACGCUCAGAUGGUUCAGUUUCUUCGGAGGAGAAUACAAACCAUGGAGAGCAUCGAAGUAAACCGUUCGACAUCAUCGUCAAACGUCGAACGAAGGAAGCAGGGAUCACGCUCUCACAUGAACGCCGCAGCUUCAGCCGCAGUGCAGCAGCAGCAGCACCAGAACGAAGCAGUGUGUAGUGUGUGUCGACAAAACCAUUCCGUAAACCAGUGCACAAACUUUACAACCGCUAACCAUCAGCAGCGACUUCAAAUAGUGCGCGAUAAAAAACUGUGUGCAAACUGUUUACGAGAAAACCAUACGGCAGCUCAAUGCACCAGCAAGUUUGUGUGUCGCCAGUGCUCCGGACGUCAUCACACGUUAAUACAUCCGGGAUUAUUUCAACCACAGCAGCAGCCAUCGAACAGCUCAGCUCCGUCGUCCAGCAUGUUGGCAGCAUCAACAACACACCCAUCGGUGCAAGGUACGAAUUUCGAUCGUGCGAUCCUCACAACUGUGUUAUUGGUGGUUGUGGAUGCCAACGGCGGCGAGCACCUAGCGCGUGCUCUUCUGGACUCCGGAUCGCAACCCAACGCGAUAAGUGAAAAGCUGUGCCAGCAACUUCGUUUGCGCCGGAAAGUGGUUGAUUUAGAGAUAACUGGAGUUGAUAACACAACCACUUCCGCAAAGCACAUGGUGUCAGCAGAAAUCCGAUCCAGGAUCGGAGAGUUCAACAAAACCGUGGAUUUCAUCGUUCUCCGUAAGGUGACCCACGACAUUCCCGCUACACCAUUCGGCACGACAGACUGGAACAUACCAGCAGAUGCAGACCUCGCUGAUCCGCACUUCAACACCGUGGGACGGAUCGACAUGAUCAUCGGGGUGGCAAACUUCUACACCUUCCUGAAGGAAGGACGAAUUCGCCUGCACGAGAACGGACCGUUGCUCGUAGAAACCGUCUUCGGCUGGGUAGUUACCGGAAGCCCACCGCCACCGGAGCAAAAGAUGGCAAUGAGAUGCCAUUUUAACAGCAUCACUCCAAGCCUCGAAGACCAGAUCGAACGAUUCUGGAAAGCGGAAGAAAUCGAGACCACGCAGACAGCAGAUGAAAGGUACUGCGAAGAAUACUUCAAGGAUACGGUUUCCCGAGAUACGACGGGUCGAUACAUCGUGAAGCUACCGAAGCAUCAACAACACGACAAGUUAAUCGGUGCUUCAAAGGCAACCGCCCUACGACGAUUCGGAGCCCUCGAACGGAAAUUGAGUAAAAAUGACGAGCUUCGCCAUCAAUACCACGACUUCAUGGCGGAGUACAUUGCGUUACAUCAUAUGACACCUGUGGAAGAUGACGCAGCAGAUGGUCCCGCAGCGUGUUAUCUACCGCAUCAUCCCGUCUUCAAGGACACCAGCACCACCACCAAAGUAAGAGUCGUGUUUGAUGGUUCCGCAGCAACAUCAACAGGACACUCUCUGAACGAUGCUUUGAUGGUGGGACCUGUCGUACAAGAUGACUUGCUUAGUCUGGUCAUCCGGUUCCGGAAAUUCAAGAUCGCAGUGGUAGCAGACCUCGAGAAAAUGUACCGGCAAGUGUUGGUUCAUCCAGUGGAUCGCCCUCUGCAACGCAUCAUCUGGCGAUUCGACAGCAGCCAACCAGUGCAAAUCUACGAGCUCGACACCAUCACGUACGGCUUGGCCCCGUCAUCGUUCUUAGCGACAAGAACACUUCUGCAGCUAGUAGAGGACGAAGGAACUUCAUACCCGCUGGCAAGCAAUGCCAUCAAGCAUCAUCUGUACAUGGACGACCUCAUCGCCGGCGCCGACAGCAUUGAAGGUGCCAUCAGUCUGCGAGAAGAACUGGCCACCCUUGUCAGCAAGGGUGGAUUCACGUUCCGCAAGUGGUGUUCCAACGCUCUUCCAGUACUGGAAGGAGUCCCACCAGCACUACUUGGAACGAAAUCAGCGUUCAACUUCGACAUCGAGGAAAACAUCAAAACGCUCGGCAUUCGAUGGGAUCCAGAAGCCGAUGUAUUCCGUCUGGAUGUUUCGAUCGUCAUCAAACCAUCGCCACACUCCAAACGCAGCAUACUCUCUUCAAUCGCGCAGCUGUACGACCCACUCGGUUUAAUUUCACCGGUCAUCGUGCAAGCGAAAUUGAUCAUGCAGUUGCUUUGGCUAUUGGGACUGCAUUGGGACGACAAGGUACCGGACGACCUACAACGAAAAUGGGACAUCUUCUGCGAGCAACUUGCCAAACUUCAGGACUUCACCAUCACGAGGUUCGCAUUCAUAGCCGGUUAUCACCAAGCAGAGCUUCAUUGUUUCACCGACGCGUCUGAAGCAGCUUACGGAGCUUGUAUCUACAUCCGGUCGGAAACGUCUGACGGAUCAGUGCAAAUGCUUCUGGUACAUCAACACCGUAAACUACUACACGGUGGCAUCUCGCAUACACUGUCUGCAGUGCGCGAUGGAUUCUGGCCAUUGAAUGGACGCAAGGCAGUCAGAAGCGCCAUACGAAAAUGUCACGAGUGUUGCAGAGCCAAUCCUCAUCCAAUACAACAACCAGAGGGUCAACUACCGGUCGACAGAGUGACAGCAAACGACGCGUUCAUCUGUACCGGAAUCGAUUAUUGUGGGCCUAUCUACCUGAAGCCGAUUCAUCGGAAAGCCGCGGCUCGUAAGGCUUACAUCUGCAUUUUUGUUUGCCUCAGCACCAAGGCUGUCCAUUUGGAGCUGGUCAGCGAUCUCAGCACGGCAGCAUUCCUGAUGGCUCUUGACCGGUUUGUGUACAGGAAAGGCAGGCCGACCCACAUCUACUCGGACAAUGGUACCAAUUUCAUUGGUGCUAAAAACGCCCUUCACGCCAUCUACGCCAUGCUGAAUCACACGAAGAGCAAGGAGCAGAUCGACAAACAUUUGGCAGACGACGCGAUUCAAUGGCACCUCAUCCCUCCACGAGCACCCAACUUCGGCGGUCUAUGGGAGGCCGCGGUCAAGGUGGCCAAAACUCACUUGGUUCGUCAACUCGGCGCAGCUUCACUCUCCGAAGAGGAAAUGGCGACCGUGCUGGCUAAAAUCGAAGGAUGCAUGAACUCCCGCCCUUUGACACCACUCUCCAGUGACCCGAACGAUUUAGAAGCACUGACCCCGGCCCACUUCCUCAUCAAGCGUCCGCUGCAGCCACUGCCGGAAUUCAACGCUAGCUGUGCUUCCCAGAACCAGCUGGCCAAGUAUCAACGUCUGCAAAGGUUCACACAAAGUUUUUGGGAUCGUUGGUGCAACGAAUACCGCAAGGAGCUGAACAUUGCCCACCGACGACAACGCAAAGGAUACCAGCUUGCUGAAGGGGACCUGAUCAUCCUGAAGGACGACCAACUACCGCCAACCCGAUGGCC